UUACGUCACGAACGGAGCCGUCUCCUGUAAACAUGGCGUCCGUAACCACAGCCACCUCGGAGUGGAUCCAGUUCUUCAAGGAUGCUGGGAUCCCUGCUGGUCUAGCUGUCAACUAUGCCGUGUCUUUUGUGGACAACAGGAUCCAGAAGACCAUGCUGAUGGACCUCAGUAAGGAGAUCAUGAUGGACCUGGGCAUCACUGUCAUCGGUGACAUUAUUGCCAUCCUCAAACACGCCAAACAGGUCUACCGACAGGACAUGUGCAAAAUGGCCACACAGGCCAUAACCUCAGGACAGUCCAGCAUUCAGACCGAACUCAGAAGAACUGCAAACACCCCAGCCACACGUAUGAUUGCCAACGCCUUGAGCCACGACUCACCGCCAACCACACCAGCCCAUCACCCGGACAACCGGGCAAUCUCUGUGACCGUGUCGAACAAACAGGCGAAGUGUGGCAAAGCAGUGCUGAGCCGGCCUGCUGACGAUGGGAACGGUCUGCCGGCGAAGCGUCGCCGCGUGACUGCAGAGAUGGAAGGCAAGUACAUCAUCAACAUGCCCAAAGGCACCACGGCACGCACCGCCCGAAUCCUGGCCCAGCAGGCCAAGAAAGGGAGCAAGCGGAUGUCUGUGUUUGAGCGACUGGGAGCCGAGUCCAAAGCCGAUACCACCACGGGCAGCAGCAAGGCCACGGGUGUGUUCAGUCGUCUGGGCCGAGCAGACGGAGUGGAGGAGGAGCAGGGAACAGCAGGAAGGGUUGAUGUAGACGGAGCGGAGGAGGAGGAGGAGGAUGAUAAUAGUGAUGGAGAUGGUUCGGUCCUACAGUAUGCUGGCGUCCUAAAGCGACUCCCUCCCUCCCAGAAGAAAGAGCCUGUGGCCCCCAAGCGGGCCCCCACCACCCUCCGCCGCCUAGGAGUGAAGAUCAAACUCCCCCCUACUGACUCUCCCUCCUCCUCCUCCUCUUCCUCCCCCAAUGGCCUCCCCCCUGCCAAGCGCAGCGUGCUUCAGAGACUGGGUAAACCAAAUGCCUCCCCACCGCCUGCCGACACCCAGGACAGCCGUGUGACCAGCACCAGAAAUAAGGCCCGGCCAGGCCUGGCCCUGGCUAGCCCCAAGGUCAGCAGCAGCACCAGGGCUGGAGGAGGGGAGAGUUUUGGGGCUCAGAUGGACGUAGGGUCAGUCAAUGUCUUUAAGAGACUGGGCAGCAAGAGGACCUAACGCAUAUCAGGCCACGAUUAGACCUAUACCGUUUCAUUAGCUUUAUAUUAUUUGCAUCCAUCCGGAAGGCUAGUUAUUGUGACAUGUUGGUAACAUCACAUAGACAGCUAGCCUGGGUACCAGUCUGUUUGCUCUAACAUUCCCCUCCCUGUCAUGCUAUGUUUAUUAUAUGACACAGAGUACAAGAGGUGGAAUGUUAGCACAAAACAGGUCUGUAUUUUAGGCUUACGGGGGGCUGCUUCUAGGAGUUGGCUCAGUGAUGAAAAGGGAUUGUGGGAAUGCCGGAUGUAAUGUUCACCGUAUCACCUCAGCACUCACCUCCACCGGGCUGUGACUACCGGGUACAGUCCACUUAAGACGUUCAUGCUGUAACACUAGUCCGGCAACAGGCAACAACUGCAACAGGCAAACAACACAUAAAGCAACCUCUUAACCCACAA
This is a messenger RNA of Oncorhynchus masou masou (cherry salmon), 1654 nucleotides long. RefSeq lists its product as uncharacterized. The coding region runs from base 33 to 1214 and encodes 393 amino acids. NCBI's taxonomy places the organism in Eukaryota, Metazoa, Chordata, Actinopteri, Salmoniformes, Salmonidae. The transcript is spliced from 8 exons. Gene Ontology annotation, cellular component: nucleus. The record is from RefSeq and is a predicted model, not a curated record.